CAGUAUGACUGUAGCCAGUAGGAGGGACUUGAUGCUCCAACUUCUCAUUUUGCGUCUCUCCGCUCUCCAGCCAGUCGUCCUGGUCCUGCUCGGAGAGAGAUAGGCGACGACGGGCGUCAGCAGCGCCGCAUUUCGUGGGAACACAACGCAUCUGAGGCUGACCGAGCGAGUGGAAGAUUUUUUCUCUGACGCGCAAGGACACUACAGCAUCCAUCCACGGCAGGAACGCUCACACAGAGCAUCCUCUGUACAGGCGCACCAGCCGUCCUCCUUCCUUCCUCUCUACCUUCCUCCCACUCUUCUUCUCUCCUCUCUCUUUUUUUCUUUUUUCUGUUGGAACCCAGAGGAUAUCGGGAACCCUUCUACCUACCCCCCCUCCACCCACCCACACACCCACUUUUGCCCCGGAGACAUGGAUCUAUGGUUUCAUUCGAUCCGGAUUCGCUGGUGGAGGAUUUUGCUUUUGAUGAGUGUUUUCCAGGACUAUCUGAGCUCCAUGCUGGACUGCCCGCCGACCUGCAGCUGCUCUCAAACAGAGAUCUAUUGCAAUAAGUCCGACAAUGGCAGGUUUUUCCCGUUGCUCGCCCUGCAAGACACUGGGAGCAAUGGGACCAGCGUGGAUAUUGCGGACUUAUUCAAAAACAUCACCUCUAUACACAUAGAGAACUGGACAGGAUUGCAGACUCUGAGAGACGUCGAUAUGGAGCUCUACACUGGAAUACAGAGACUGACCAUCAUGAAUUGUAAUCUGAGGGUGAUCCAGCCUCGAGCGUUUGCUCAGAACCCACACCUACGCUACAUAAACCUGUCGAAAAAUCCGCUAACCACCCUGUCAUGGCAGCUCUUCCAGCACCUCCAACUCUCCGAGCUACGUCUGGACGGAGUUGUAUUUGACUGUGGCUGUAGCAUCCGCUGGAUCCAGCUGUGGCAGCAGAGGGGAGAGGCGGGGCUUCACACGCAGCAGCUGUACUGCAGGAACGGAGCCUCGAAGAUGCGGCUGCACAACAUGUACAUCAACAACUGUGACUUACCGGAGAUCAGCGUGAGCCACAGCAGUGUGUUGGUGACGGAGGGUGAAAAUGUGACGGUGAGCUGCAACGGAUCCGGAUCCCCGCUGCCUGAAGUGGACUGGACUGUCAGUGGCCUGCAUUCCAUCAACACCCACCUGUCGAAUGUUUAUUGGCCGAACAUCCACUCAAUCAACCUGACUCUGUUUAACAUCAGCCGAGAUGACAACAACUUCCAGCUUACCUGCAUCGCAGAGAACUUGGUGGGGAUGACCAACUCGUCGAUCCAGCUAAAUGUGCAGUUUCCACCAGUAAUCUUGAGACUGGCUGAGCCUGAGCAACGCCUUGACACUUGCAUCGAAUUCACAGUUCGUGGUUACCCACACCCCAAACUGCGUUGGUUCCACAAACAGAAGGAGAUCCAACAAAAUGACUAUAUUCGAACUGACAUGGACUUCUACCAAGACUAUUUGGAGGGUUGUCUGACGUUUCAAAACCCAACCCACAUCAAUAAUGGCAAUUAUACUUUGGAGGCCAGCAACCCUUUGGGAACGGUCACCAAGACAGUAUAUGGUCACUUCCUUAUAGAACCUGAUGAUAUUGAUGAGAACUCUGAGGGUGAUACAGGCCGACCAGAAGAAGACACAUUUGGGGUGACAAUUGCUGUGGGUCUAGCAGGCUUCGCUUGCGUCCUCCUCCUCGUUCUUUUUGUUCUUAUCAACAAGUACGGCAGACGCUCCAAAUUCGGUAUGAAAGGUCCUGUUGCCGUUAUCAGUGGUGAAGAAGACUCUGCCAGCCCUCUUCAUCACGUCAAUCAUGGGAUCAUUACCCCGUGUACUCUGGAUGCGGGACCUGACGCAGUCGUGAUAGGGAUGACCCGCAUACCUGUGGUAGAAAAUCCCCAAUACUUCAGGCACGGACACAACUGCAACAAGCCAACCACUCUCGUCCAGCAUAUAAAGCGGAGGGACAUCAUCCUGAAGAGGGAGCUGGGUGAAGGGGCGUUUGGUAAAGUCUUCUUGGCAGAGUGCUACAACCUGAGUCCCACCAAGGACAAGAUGCUGGUGGCUGUCAAGACACUGAAAGAUCCCAACCUGUCAGCCAGGAAGGACUUCCAGCGGGAAGCUGAGCUGCUGACCAACCUGCAACAUGACCACAUUGUUAAAUUUUAUGGCGUGUGCGUAGACGGGGACCCACUCAUCAUGGUGUUCGAGUACAUGAAGCAUGGAGACCUGAACAAAUUCCUAAGAGCCCAUGGCCCCGAUGCCAUGAUCCUGGUGGACGGCCAGCCGCUGCAGUCCAACGGGGAGCUGGGCCUGUCGCAGAUGCUGCACAUUGCUACCCAGAUCGCCUCAGGCAUGGUCUACCUGGCCUCCCAACACUUUGUGCACAGAGAUCUGGCAACCCGCAACUGUCUGGUGGGGAACGGCCUGCUGGUCAAGAUCGGAGACUUCGGCAUGUCCAGGGACAUCUACAGCAGCGACUACUACAGGGUUGGAGGACACACCAUGCUACCUAUUCGCUGGAUGCCCCCAGAGAGCAUCAUGUACAGGAAGUUCUCCACGGAAAGUGACGUGUGGAGCUUUGGGGUCAUCCUGUGGGAGAUCUUUACCUAUGGGAAGCAGCCUUGGUUUCAGCUGGGUAACAAUGAGGUUAUUGAGUGCAUAACCCAGGGUCGGGUGCUGGAAAGGCCACGGAUUUGUCCCAAGGAGGUGUACGACAUCAUGCUGGGCUGCUGGCAGAGGGAACCGCAGCAGCGACUGAACAUUAAGGACAUUCAGAAGGUCCUGUUUGCCAUGGGGAAAGCCACCCCAGUCUACUUGGAUAUCCUGGGCUAGCAGCAGCCCCCUGGGUGGCCCCGUUCCCCAACAGACGGAAAGAUCGACAGAGACAAAAUGAGAUAGAGCGCCCCACAUGAAUCCAGGAAUAACCAAACCAACCUGAUCCACUGUCGAAAAACACCUGCUUUGUUUGGGAGGGACAUAAGUGCCUGCAACACUUUUGGAUAUAGUGGAUAAAACAUAUAAAAAAAAAAAAAAAAAAAAGCACUUUUACAUUUUGUUUACUUGCGUAUAAGAUGUACAUGUUUGAAGAAGACUUUUCUUCCCUCGAAAAACUGCUAAAAUACACAAACAUGGAGAAAAGGGACUCGGCUGGCAAUGGGAUAAUGCCUACAGCUUGAUAUAAUGGAAAGAAUACAUCAGAGUUUAAAAUCUAUCCUGGGUUUGGUUUUAUGAAUAUAUAUAGAAAUAAUACAUAUAUUUUAUAUUUAUUUCUUUUUCAAAGUCUGUCAAGGUGUUAAGGGGUCUGCCAUUUUUGUUGCUAAGGGCUUGGCCCUGUCUGAAGUUGCCACCAACAAACUACUGGCAGGGACUUAAAAUGAGGAAGCCUUACAUGCUCUCUGAUUGGCUGGCUCUGAGCUUUCAAAGGGAACUGUGGAAUAACACGGGAUAGUUGGAGAAGGGCUGUGCUCUGUAGAGGACCUUUCCAAUCAGACAACUGACAAAUCUAUUUUAAUUUAAACAAUAAUGUACAUAUUGUAAAAUUCUAUGUGUCAGAAUUAUGUUAACUUAUUUUUUCCGAUGUUACUUUGGUUCCUUUCCAGACUGUAAUCUGGUUGACUAAAGUAUUAAGCUAUGGUCUUUGUUUCAUCCUAUUUCAGUAGAGAUUUCUCUUGGGGAUUUACCCACAUUGAUGCUGGUUAAGUUGUUGAAUGUGGUGAAGGUGAACGACUGUGAAUCCAGUUCAAACAGCCCACUGACACUGAAUCACAGACUGUGGAGAGUGUGGGAUGACUCAGAGCCAUGGUUCAACAUACCGGAGGUGCUUAUGCCUCGCUUUCCACUUCAUUUGCUUUUUAUAGCAAGAAUAAUGAGUUGAUACGUAAUCUGCCAUGCCACACCCCUUAAACACAAACACACACUUUGUCACUUUCAAGCUUAUUGGUGUGAAUCUGCUAAAGAAAAGAUUUUUAUAGUACCAAGCAUUUUCAUCAUUUGUUAUCAUUGCAGCUGUUUUGCCUCUUUAAAGGUGUAGUUUGAUGUUUUGUGAAAUAUGACUAUUUGCUUUCUUACUGUAAAGUCCUUAACAAUGCACCUUUGGGCUGUACCCAGAAAUCAGUCAAGUUAGCUUACAUAAAAUCAGUAACAGGAGAACCAGGCCAAUCUGUGAAACUAGCUGUACCACAUUCAGAAGUACAUGAAUAGCAAUAUUCCAAAUAAUUUAGAGCUUCUUCCUACAGUAGGAUUUAGAAUUUUAAAAUGUUUUCAAGACAAAAUAGUUUUUCUGCCUUUUUACAAAAACCUGCCAUUCACUCAAGUAUUUCUUUUUUUUUUUGUUGUUGCAAAUUUAAGGAAAUUAGAUUUUUCUAAUCUAUUGAUUUAAUCUAAAUGGUGAUUUAAAUUUCAAAGCUUGAUAGAAUUAAGGUACAGUCUGAGCUUUGUUCAAACCAACCCCACACAUAAAGAAUAUAAAUAUUUUAAUCAGUAUUUUUUCAGUAUCUAAAUUUCUAGUUCAAAGAGUCAUGUGAAAUGCCCCCUGGAGGAGAAACUUCAACUUGAAAACUUGGGGUUUCCCACAGACCAGACCUUCUUAAUCCAUCAUGUCAAAUAUAAAAUACUGCAUAGCAGCAGUAAUAACCUGUAAUGUUUUCUUUUUUGUCUUUCUGAUCAUUUGUCUCACAUUAAAUCAGAUGCUUGAUAGGGUGCUGUACAAAGUUUGGUGGUGAAUGCAUUACUGCAGAAAUACAGGGGUUGGACAAUGAAACUGAAACACCUGUAAUUUUAGUGUGGGAUGUUUCAUGGCUAAAUUGGACCAGCCUGGUAGCCAGUCUUCAUUGAUUGCACAUUGCACCAGUAAGGGCAAAG
Messenger RNA from Girardinichthys multiradiatus, 4873 nucleotides. It is a transcript of the gene ntrk3b, whose product is annotated as neurotrophic tyrosine kinase, receptor, type 3b. Gene Ontology annotation, biological process: cell surface receptor protein tyrosine kinase signaling pathway; regulation of phosphatidylinositol 3-kinase/protein kinase B signal transduction; multicellular organism development. NCBI's taxonomy places the organism in Eukaryota, Metazoa, Chordata, Actinopteri, Cyprinodontiformes, Goodeidae. Gene Ontology annotation, cellular component: signaling receptor complex; axon; plasma membrane. The record is from RefSeq and is a predicted model, not a curated record. The transcript has 17 exons. The coding region runs from base 413 to 2845 and encodes 810 amino acids. Gene Ontology annotation, molecular function: ATP binding; transmembrane receptor protein tyrosine kinase activity; neurotrophin binding.